Molecule: messenger RNA, 237 nt
Organism: Candidula unifasciata
Lineage: Eukaryota; Metazoa; Mollusca; Gastropoda; Stylommatophora; Geomitridae
Source: the annotation of a GenBank genome assembly
AUGGGUAGCUGGCAUUUAGAGAUUUUUAAGAUGGCUGUGUACAUUGGCUUUCCUGUUGGAUUGUUUUAUUGUUUCAACCAGCCAUAUUUCUUUGAGAGUUGGAUGAUGGAAAAGAGAGCUAAAAUCUUUCCACCCACAGACCCAGAAGUGAUGAAAAUAUUUGAUGAACUUAAACGAAAAAUGGAAUUAAAACAAGAACAAGAAUGGAUUGCAGCACAGGAGACUAGAAAAGUGUAG